Molecule: messenger RNA, 921 nt
Organism: Nerophis lumbriciformis (worm pipefish)
Lineage: Eukaryota; Metazoa; Chordata; Actinopteri; Syngnathiformes; Syngnathidae
Source: RefSeq, a predicted model, not a curated record
AUGCAGGUACAGUCGGGAAAGGAGUGGGGGGCGAGGCCGGGACGGGGGGGUAUACCUUCUGGCGGCACCCCGUCCAUCAACUGGCAUCACCGGAGCACGGACGUGAGUGUUGUGUUGUUGUUUGCUGCCUCCACGUCUCCCGCGUUAAUUCGCCUCCACUUGGCGCGGCGCGCGAGGGGAGGAAGCUGCGGUUUUCCCCGCGCGGAGACGCGGGACCUCAUGCGCGACCCCCAGGGAGCGAAUGUUGCGGACACAUCUGCUAGCGUUAGCUGUAGCGAGCUAACUAGCCCAGCCUGUAGCAGUCCUAAGCGGCCUACAAGCUACGGUGUACCGGUUGAGACGCAUAAUAGAUUUAGCUCUUUAGCUAGUCCUACACCCCAGUCUACCGGGCACCACACCUUAGUCAUAGGGGACUCCAUCACCCGAAACAUAAAGCUUAGCAAACCAGCCACAAUUAAGUGCAUCCCGGGGGCCCGAGCACCUGACAUAGAGGCUAAUCUUAGGGAGCUAACUCGCAACAGGCCUAGUAAACACGUACGACAGGCUAAUCGCACCACUAGUUAUGCGAAUAUAGUUGUACACGUUGGCUCCAAUGACACUAGAAUGAGACAGUCAGAGAUUACAAAGAGAAACAUAGCCAGGACUUGUGAUCUCGCUAGAAAGAUGUCCAGGCAUCGAGUAAUUGUCUCUGGCCCCCUGCCUGCGAGAGGCAAUGAUGAGAGAUAUAGCAGAUUAGUCUCGCUUAACAAGUGGCUGGCUAGCUUCUGUAGACAACAGGGACUAACGUUUAUUGAUAAUUGGCCCUCUUUCUGGGGCAAACCAGGCUUGCUGAUGAGGGACGGCCUUCACCCUAACCAGGAAGGCGCCAUCAUCCUGUCUAAGAAUAUAGACUACUGUUUAAGUCACAUUUGACUAACUACA